This is a messenger RNA of Hevea brasiliensis (rubber tree), 1323 nucleotides long. Its product is annotated as glycine-rich RNA-binding protein 2, mitochondrial. The transcript has 5 exons. The record is from RefSeq and is a predicted model, not a curated record. Gene Ontology annotation, molecular function: RNA binding. Lineage: Eukaryota; Viridiplantae; Streptophyta; Magnoliopsida; Malpighiales; Euphorbiaceae. The coding region runs from base 167 to 1087 and encodes 306 amino acids.
AACGGCCACGCACAUCCCAGACAAAAUCCAACGGUCCAUUUUUCCUUCUCCACUUGACAUAACCCUUCUUCUUCACUUCACUGCGCAAACCCCAUCGAGAAUAGGGUUUUAGUCGCUCUCAGCACAGAGUGAACGAAGUAGAGAAAGCAAAUAUAAGGUUACUGCAAUGGCGUUUCUUAGUAAAUUUGGGAACAUACUGAGGCAAACAGCCAGCACGCAGAUAAAUAAUGAACUUUCUGCAUCCAGGCCAUCCCUCUAUCAAGCAAUACGAUGCAUGUCAUCUUCAAAACUUUUUGUUGGAGGUAUUUCUUAUGCCAUAGAUGACACUAGUCUGAGAGAAGCUUUUAGUAAAUAUGGCGACGUUAUUGAAGCAAGAGUUAUUCUGGAUCGUGAAACUGGUAGAUCUAGGGGAUUUGGUUUUGUAACUUACACAUCCAGUGAGGAGGCCUCUAGUGCCAUCCAGGCCCUGGAUGGACAGGAUCUUCAUGGUCGUCGUAUAACGGUGAAUCAUGCAAAUGAUAGAGCUCGUGGUAGCUUUGGAGGUGGUUAUGGUGGUGGAGGCUAUGGCACAGGAGGUGGAGGCUAUGGUGCAGGCGGUGGAGGCUAUGGUGCUCGAGGUGGAGGCUAUGGUACUGGUGGUGGAGGAGGCUAUGACAAUAAUUAUGGAGGUAGUUAUGGUGGUCCUGGUGAGAAUUAUGGAGGUGGUAACCCUAGUCGUGGCGAUUAUGUUGGUCAAAAUGUUGGCUAUUCUGGUGGAAACACUUUUGACGGUGGUAGCACUGGAGCUUAUGGUAGCGGCACUUGGAAUUAUGGUAGUGGUGGUGGUAAUGUUGCUGGUGGAAACACUGAUGAAAGUGGUGCUGGAAAUUAUACUGUUGCUGGUGGCAGUGAUAGUUUUGAAAGCAGCAAUAUUGGCAGUGGGUAUGAUGGAAAUGCUGGGUUGGGACUCGGUGGUGACAGUGAUCAAUUGGGUGGCCAUGAAAGCAGCAGCUUGGAUGAUGCAGCUGGAGGAUUUGAUCAAGAUGAACCAUUGGAAGGAAGUUUCAGGGAUGAUGACGAUGCUGAUGACUUUGCCAAAAGGGCGUGACAACCGCCUUCUCUUUUGGAAGCAGUAGAACUUGCUUCCACUCCAUAUUUAAAAUAGACGCCAUUUUUGUCAAGUUUUUCUUUUCCCUCACUCUUGUGUCCCUGGACAGUUUGCAUCAUUUGUCAAUUUGUCGCUGUGAAGUAAAACUUUGAAGUGUUGUUAUUUGCAAGCAACAAAGUCUUUCACUAGAAAUAAUUCUAGUUGCAAUUAAUGUUUUUCCUGUUUUCUCCCUGACC